This is a messenger RNA of Carcharodon carcharias (great white shark), 1893 nucleotides long. Its product is annotated as beta-TrCP-like. Gene Ontology annotation, molecular function: protein dimerization activity. The record is from RefSeq and is a predicted model, not a curated record. Bases 163 to 1893 code for a protein of 576 amino acids. NCBI's taxonomy places the organism in Eukaryota, Metazoa, Chordata, Chondrichthyes, Lamniformes, Lamnidae. The transcript is spliced from 13 exons.
GGUGUGCAUGCGCACUCGCGCUGCGGCCUAGCUGCAGGAGGCGGUGCUCUUGUCUGUCGCCCUUCAUAUUUUUUACCUCAAGAGACCGAGGCCUGGGGAUAAGGAACAAGGCCCGCGAGGGCUGGGCGGUCAACCGGUGGAAAACAGCCUCUCACGCACAGAAUGGAGCCCGACUCGAUCUUGCAUGACAAGGCGAUGAAGCUGAUGUGUUCUGUGCCCCGGUCUCUGUGGUUAGGCUGCUCCAGUCUGGCGGACAGCAUGCCUUCGCUGAAAUGCCUUCAGUCCUCGGGGUCUGGCACUUUCACCACAUUCCAGAAUGCCUCCGAGAGGGAUGCCUGCAACAAUGAGCAGCCUCCCAAGGGGACCGUCCCUGAGAAGAACGAGGAGAAGAAGCGACAGACAGGACUAUCCAAUGGUACAUCCAACACAACGGUUCCCAAACAGAGGAAGCUGUCGGCCAAUUAUGAGAAGGAAAAGGAGAUGUGCGUGAAGUAUUUUGAGCAGUGGUCUGAAUCCGACCAGGUGGAGUUUGUGCAGAUUCUGAUCUCCCGAAUGUGUCAUCACCAACACGGACACGUUAACUGCUACCUGACACCAAUGCUGCAAAGAGAUUUUGUCACUGCUCUGCCAGCGAGGGGGCUGGAACACAUUGCAGAGAACAUUCUGUCAUACCUGGGCGCACAGUGGCUGUGGGCAGCAGAGCAGGUGUCUAAAGGAUGGCUCCGGGUCAGCUGCAAUGGGAUGCUCUGGAAGAAGCUAAUUGAGCGCAUGAUCCGUACGGAUUCCCUCUGGAAAGGACUUGCAGAAAGAAGAGGCUGGGGCCAAUAUUUGUUUAAGCUAAAACCUUCAGAUAGUGGGACCCCUCCCAACUCCUUCUACAGGGCCCUGUAUGCCAAGAUUGUACAGGACAUAGAGACCAUUGAGUGGAACUGGCGUUGUGGAAAGCACAGUUUACAGCGGAUUCACUGUCACAGUGAGGCCAGUAAAGGAGUCUACUGCCUACAGUAUGAUGACAGGAGAAUUAUCAGUGGACUGAGGGACAACACAAUCAAGGUCUGGGAUAAGAACACAUUGGAAUGUGAACGGAUUCUAACUGGACACACAGGCUCAGUGCUUUGUCUGCAAUAUGAUGAGAGGAUGGUUAUCACCGGAUCCUCAGACUCCACAGUCAGAGUGUGGGAUGGAUCCACGGGAGAGAUGCUGAACACACUGAUUCACCAUUGUGAGGCUGUCCUGCACCUGCGUUUCAGCAACGGAAUGAUGGUCACCUGUUCCAAGGACCGCUCCAUAGCUGUCUGGACGUUAGUCUCACCCAGCGACAUCACCCUGAGGAGGGUGCUGGUGGGCCAUCGGGCAGCAGUUAAUGUGGUGGAUUUUGACGACAGAUACAUUGUGUCAGCGUCUGGGGACAGAACUAUUAAGAUUUGGAACACAAGCACUUGUGAAUUUGUACGAACACUGAAUGGGCACAAGCGUGGGAUUGCCUGUUUACAAUAUCGAGAUAGACUGGUUGUCAGUGGAUCAUCAGAUAACACCAUCCGAUUGUGGGACAUUGAAUGUGGUGCAUGCCUGCGGGUAUUAGAGGGCCAUGAGGAGUUGGUACGCUGCAUCCGCUUUGACAGCAAGAGAAUUGUUAGUGGUGCCUAUGACGGGAAGAUCAAGGUGUGGGAUCUGGAGGCUGCGUUGGAUCCCCGAGCCCCUGCCGGAACUCUGUGCCUGAGAACCCUGGUGGAGCAUUCUGGGAGAGUUUUCCGCCUACAGUUCGAUGAAUUUCAAAUUGUGAGUAGCUCCCACGAUGACACAAUCUUAAUCUGGGACUUCCUGAAUGAACCAACAAUACAGAACGGGUCUGGGUCUUCAUCCUCCAGAGCCUUCAACUACAGCUCCAGAUAG